Molecule: messenger RNA, 1011 nt
Organism: Hyphopichia burtonii NRRL Y-1933
Lineage: Eukaryota; Fungi; Ascomycota; Pichiomycetes; Serinales; Debaryomycetaceae
Exons: 1
Molecular function (GO): nucleic acid binding
Source: RefSeq, a predicted model, not a curated record
CUUCACUGUAUUACUUCACUGUAUUACUUCGCUGUAUUACUGUACUUACUACCCACUGUAUUCCUGUAUUCCUACAUCAUGAACCAUUCACAGCAGGCAGUUUCCAAGGACAUUCAUCUCAAAGAUAAAGAAACAUACGAAGUUCAAUCGCAGUUGGUGUAUCGAGAGAUCCUAAGCAGUGCCAGUUUCAACACCUUCCAGAAUCCAGAGGCUCCAGCCAGUCCCAUAAUCAUCACCAAGAAUGACCUGAUCAAACGAAGAGUGAAUCAAGUCAUCAAACAACUCGAGGUAAAUCACCAGAUCUUGUUAACCGCCAAGUCCAACGGUAUACCCAAAUUGAUCAGUAUAGUUGAAAUAGUCAAGACUCAAACCAAGGCAGAACAGUAUAAUUCGAUGCAGAGAAGCAAAAGCUAUACCAAUCCCAACUAUAAUCAUAACAAAAGCACUCUUAAGCAAAAGAGUAAUAUAUUUGAAGGACUCGAUGCCGAUUCCGAAGACGAAGACCGCCCAUUGCACACCCACAAAACGUUCCAGCUCCCCAUCUUGAAUAUCUUAUUGGUGGAGCCCCAAGCAGGCCAACCCCAGCGUCAGAAAGACCUUCCCCGUUGGACUUACCAGGAUAAUUAGAUGAAGCUAGUUAAGCACUAGUGAAUACAGGUGUACGGGUCCAUGUCACGUGCCACACUCGAACCAAUCAAAUUCAGUGAUUUGAAAAAAUCGUAAGACUUCGCAGUACAUUUUUAUCAAAGAUGAAUUUUUAAAGCAUUUCGAAUUUAUAGAUACAACAUUGAAUAUACUAAUAAACACGGCAAGAUGGGUAACUUUGACUUAGAAACCUUUAAGAUGGAAACUCCACAAUUUGAUCCAAGAUUUCCAAAUCAAAAUCAAACCAAACAUUGUGCUCAAUCUUAUAUUGAUUAUCAUAAAUGUGUUAAUGUUAAAGGAGAAGAAUUUGAACCAUGUCAAAUUUUUUUCAAAACUUUUACUUCGUUAUGUCCAGUUGAUACUGUU